AUGCAACAGCCGUCCUCGAACCACGUAGUUAAUGGCCCCAACCCAAGCAUCAACCCAAGCACCCUCCAGCCCAACCUAAGUAUCAACCCAGCCCACCCCCCCAAGCCCCAGCCCCAAACCAAGCACCGCCCCAGCCCAACCCAAGCACCGCCCAGCCCCAACCCAAGCACCACCCCAGCCCCAACCCAAGCAUCAACACACCCAACCAAGCCCGCCCCAGCCCCCCAAGCACACUCCAGCCCCAACCUAGCACCACCAAGCCCUAACCCAGCACCACCCCAACCUCAAUUCAAGCACCACCUCAAUCCCAAUCCAAGCACCACCAGCCCCAACCCAAACCCAGCCCAGAGCCCCAACCCAAGCACCACCCAUCCCCAGCCCCAGCCCAGCAAUAAGCAAGCACCACUCUUAGCCCCCAAACCUAGGCACACCCAGCCCAAAGGCACCAAUCCAGCUCCAACCCAAGCAUCAACCCAGCCCCAACAUAAGCACCAACACAGCCCCAGCCCACCCCAGCCAAAACCAUAA
This is a messenger RNA of Penaeus vannamei (Pacific white shrimp), 528 nucleotides long. NCBI's taxonomy places the organism in Eukaryota, Metazoa, Arthropoda, Malacostraca, Decapoda, Penaeidae. The record is from RefSeq and is a predicted model, not a curated record.